CAGCCUUCAGUUAACGAGGAAACGUUCUCCUAUCUCUACUACUUGUGCAAAUCCUCAAGCAACUUUUGGUCAACGCACGCUAGUCAUUCUCUAACCACGUGCAAAUCCUUGCUGAACUCUUGGUCUACAAACACGUUCUUCUACCGCUAGUACUUGUGCAAAUCCUGAGGCAUCCUAUAACAUACGGACAGCCGUUCUUCUGUCGCUACUGACUGUGCAAAUCUUCUACUGGUGUUGACAAAAUGGGUCCCGCACAGAAGAGCUAUGACGUGAAGAUCUCUUCUCCCUUCUCGAAGUACGACCGGCGAGAGGACAGAUUCCUUCCUCUCACUCGAAAGGGGAGGUUCUUCGAAGACUCGUCCUUCUCGACGUCUCACCAGCACUUCGAUGACGCCAUCAAGAAGAUACUGGAUAAGUGGAAUGAUACGGACUUCGAGCUCUCAGACCACUGGGACGACGUCGGUGUCCGUCGCAACAGUUUUCUUAACAGAUACAGGCGACUGCGGUCUCAGGACUUGAGUGAAGAGAACCAGGCUGUGAAUGUCACUUCGGAUAACAAUAGCGUUAAGAUCGUGUUGGAUGUCCACGAUUUCAUGGAAGGGGACAUCAAAGUGCAGGUUUUAGAUGAGGAAGAGCUGCUGAUAGAAGGCCAGACGUCUUGUCACAGUUUCCGACGCACCUUCACCCUGCCGGACCAAGCGAAUCUGGAUGCCAUAACGUCUUUCAUUUCCUUGGAUGGCAUCAUGACAGUCACGGUACCAAGACUGGGAAGCGACCAUCAGCAAAGACCUGCCACUAUUCCUGUCACGGUUGAGAAGACGAAAGAAGCUUCAGAAAUGCAAAAACAGUCGUACUCCGCAUCUUCAGCCAAUACAGCCGAAGAAAAGGUCUCGGCUAAAAGUGACUGUGUUCGAAACGCUCAGAAUAUAACCUCGGAGGAGACCAGGACUCAAAAGGAAGAGGAAUACGAAAUUCCAAUCACGAGGUCAGAGGAGUCAGAAGAAGCAAGCAUCAAGAAGGGCGUUCGAAGCAGCCAGAAUAUCCUGUCCGAGGAGACGAAGACACAAAGACAAGAGGAGUUCCAGAUUCCGAUCGUGAUGUCUGAACAGGAAGCGGAUUCCACGAAGGCGCAGUCAGCAGAGUCAGACAGCUGUCAGUUUUCAGAGUCUAGGAAGACAAGAGCGACUGAGAACAAAGAAGUCAUAAUUCCAAUAAUAGUAGAAGACGGAGAAUCCACAAGCCAAACAAGCAAACAAACCGUAGAAGCAAAGACGGAGAAUCAAGAAACCUCCUCCACACUCAACCUAAAAACUGAGGACCAAAGUAAUUGUUCAACUUCCGGCCGCCGAUCAGCGAGGCUUUCGUCACCGAAUACGUCAGGCGCGGAGACCACUUCCGCCGCGGCAGAAAACAGUAAAGAGGAGGCAUACGUCAUCCCGGUGCAGGUGGAAGCGGCGAGCGAGACCGCGGCGGCGCAGAGCCAGAGGAGCGACAGAGGACACUCAGCGAGCCGCAGCGUGGCCUUCGAGCAGCAGCAGCACGACCUCCAGCGCCGCCCAGCUCACGAGGACAGCGACGAAGGCUCAGACGACAGCUUUCGACGCAGGGCGGGGAAGAAGCGGACGACCUUUGCCGAUGAGGACGAGUACGUGUACGAAAAGCCCGUCUAUCCUUCGGGCAGUCGGUACCUGCCAAUCACCAGGAUGGGUUUGUUCACGCAGGACCACUACUUCGAGGACGUCCGCCCGAAUUUCAGCCAGGCGGUUCGAGACGUGCUGGAAAUGUCGCGCGAAUGGACCACAAAGGAUAAGGCCAUGGAAAACUACAGGAAUCUCCGCGAUCGGAACCUCAAGUUGGAGAACCAGGCCUUCUGCGUCACCGAUGAUGAGUUUACACACAAGGUCGUGAUAGACGUGUAUGACUUCACCGGCGGGGACAUAACGGUGCAGCUCGUGGACGGCAAGGAGCUGGUGGUGGAGGGACAAGCGGAGAAGCAAGAGGCAACCCGAGUGUCUCGUCUGAGCUUCAUCCGUCGCUUCCAGCUGCCUGACCUCGCCGACCGGGACGCCAUCACCGUCGCCCUGUCCUCCGACGGCGUCCUCACCAUCUACUCCCCGAAGAGAAGGAGUCCUCGGUGCCUGAGCGUGAGGUCGAAGCGAUCCCCCAGCGCGAGGCGGUCUCAGGAGCGAGCGAGCGACCCGGACCGCAGCUGGAGGGAGAAAUACGCCCAUGAGCCCUCGGAGGAUUUUGAGGAUUUCGACGCCCAUACUAGAAAAUCUGCGCUACAUUCCUUCAUGAAUCAAUUCUAAAGUCCUCAUCCCAUACCUGUUGUUAUAUGUAUACGAAUAUGUUAUAUUUUUAUGGUAUUCUGGAAGAUAAUCGGCACUGUGAUAUGACUUCUACGUUUGUUUUGUAUGGGAAUAACCAAGGCCCUUUAUGGAGCUCUCACAUUACCAACGGCGUGACAUUUUCAGAUGCCGAGGUUGAAAAAGAGCCAGUAAAGGAUCUCGUAUAAAAGGAUAUAUAUAUAUAUACAAAUCAAAUGUUUGCCAUUAACAUUCCUCGAAUAAAGCUUUUUGUGUAA
Messenger RNA from Penaeus vannamei (Pacific white shrimp), 2584 nucleotides. RefSeq lists its product as uncharacterized. Gene Ontology annotation, cellular component: cytoplasm; nucleus. The record is from RefSeq and is a predicted model, not a curated record. NCBI's taxonomy places the organism in Eukaryota, Metazoa, Arthropoda, Malacostraca, Decapoda, Penaeidae. Gene Ontology annotation, biological process: protein refolding; response to heat.